AUUACCAGCAUGAGCCACUGCUCCCGGCCUAAAAAAAAUAAUUUUAAAUGGGAAAUAACACAAGGAAUAGUCAUUCUUUGUGAGGCAGAAGCAUAUGCUGGUACGUUGGCCAUUUUCAUUCACACUUGCCAGGAAACACUCACAUUUUGUUUAUGUAUGUGGAGGCAGCCAAGAGUAUUAUGUUAAUGUUUAGGAACAGAAUUUCCUCGUGAUUUUAUUGCUGAUUUCUGAAAUAAUUCAGUGUAACUAGUUUUGACUGUAUUUGCACAUCUCUCCAAUUCCAAAAGCUGGCAUAAUUUUCUGUUUGGUUAGGAAGCAGGAAUUUUAUGAGGACUUUUAUUGUAAAUUGUGUCAAGGGAAAAAUCAUCUUAUACUAAACGUCUUUAUUGCCAAACUAGAAUACCUUCACAAUCUGAACUUUCUAGGUGGCUACAGAUCAUGAAUAACUCAGAAACCAUUAGCUUAUUGUGUGCUUCUUUAAGGCUGGAAAGUGCUGAGGCUUUUUGCAGGAGCAGUUAGCAGGCGAACUGGUCAGCAGGGUUUCUGGGGAGCAUAGAUUUGUGUGACAGGGGCCCUGUGUUGCUAAGGAAUUAAUGCAGGCACUGAGAAAAGUCUCAGUGUCAGACACUCCUCCACCUCCCGGGUCCUGCUUCCCUCCCUCUCCCCUUUCCAGGCAACUCACAGUUUAGGGGUGUGGUUGUGUGUGUUUAAGCUCUUGGGUUUUACAUAUAAAUGCUUGAGACUUUCUGCAGGAUUUAAAAACCAAAACCUUGUAUUGCCGCUCUUUUAGGAUUUGUCUUUUAGAAUCUCCAGUCCUCACAGGAAAACCCCCCAAUUAACAAAAUAAAAGAAUAAAAAGAAUACUACUACUAAUUUUUUUUUUUUAAAAACCUCUAAAAUUUGUCUUCCCGGAUCAGCAGAGUGAAUUUGAACUGUGUGGACAUUUUUCCUCUUUCUUUCUUGAGUCGUGUUAGUACUGAGAACUUUUUUUUUUUCUGUCAAGUCAUCCAUUUGAUAAAUAAGUCCAGGAGACUUGGAUCCUUUCAACCCCUGAGGCCCCAAAUUAGGCUGUUUUUGUUUUAACUUCUGUGUUUCCAGUAAAUUCGACAAGCAGAAACUGCAACUAGAUGGCUCAGUAAAACCGAUGUCAAAUGUUCCUCCAUUAAUCUAAGAAGUUCCCUUCCUAACUCAGUAGACUCCAAGAACCUGAAUCACAAUCUCCCUCAAAGAUGUACAAGAUCUCAGGAGGGGAAGCUGCCCCCUCACUCUAGAUUUCACUGUGUUGAUAACAGCCAUCAAAGCAUUUCAUGGGUUUCUGCCUUUUUUUCUCUCUCUCUUUAUGUCUUGUUUUAGAUACAAUCUUCUUACUGCGAAGAAGCCAGGGGAAUAGGUAGCCACAUCUCAUUUGCAGAUAAGAAAGGAAGCUAAUGCAAUAUCUGCAAAGCCAGGAGUCUGACUCAGUACUUUUCUCUCUCAUGCAUAUAAAGCAGCUAAAAAUGACACAGCUUAUUUACCAUGCCCCUGACACUGCACUGAGCACUUUAUGAGCUUGAACUCUUUUAAUCCUCACGACCACUUCAUGAGACUCUCUGGAAAGCGCAACAGUAAUGGAGUACAUGAGCACUGGAAGUGACAAUAAAGAAGAGAUUGAUUUAUUAAUUAAACAUUUAAAUGUGUCCGAUGUAAUAGACAUUAUGGAAAAUCUUUAUGCAAGUGAAGAGCCAGCAGUUUAUGAACCCAGUCUAAUGACCAUGUGUCAAGACAGCAAUCAAAACGAUGAGCGUUCUAAGUCUCUGCUGCUUAGUGGCCAAGAGGUACCAUGGUUGUCAUCAGUCAGAUAUGGAACCGUGGAGGAUUUGCUGGCUUUUGCAAACCAUAUAUCCAACACUGCAAAGCAUUUUUAUGGACAGCGACCACAAGAAUCUGGAAUUUUAUUAAACAUGGUCAUCACUCCUCAAAAUGGACGUUACCAAAUAGACUCUGAUGUUCUCCUGAUCCCUUGGAAGCUGACUUACAGAAAUAUUGGUUCUGAUUUUAUUCCUCGGGGAGCCUUUGGAAAGGUAUACUUGGCACAAGAUAUAAAGACGAAGAAAAGAAUGGCGUGUAAACUGAUCCCAGUAGAUCAAUUUAAGCCAUCUGAUGUGGAAAUCCAGGCUUGCUUCCGGCACGAGAACAUCGCAGAGCUGUAUGGCGCAGUCCUGUGGGGUGAAACUGUCCAUCUCUUUAUGGAAGCAGGCGAGGGAGGGUCUGUUCUGGAGAAACUGGAGAGCUGUGGACCAAUGAGAGAAUUUGAAAUUAUUUGGGUGACAAAGCAUGUUCUCAAGGGACUUGAUUUUCUACACUCAAAGAAAGUAAUCCAUCAUGAUAUUAAACCUAGCAACAUUGUUUUCAUGUCCACAAAAGCUGUUUUGGUGGAUUUUGGCCUAAGUGUUCAAAUGACCGAAGAUGUCUAUUUUCCUAAGGACCUCCGGGGAACAGAGAUUUACAUGAGCCCAGAGGUCAUCCUAUGCAGGGGCCAUUCAACCAAAGCAGACAUCUACAGCCUGGGAGCCACGCUCAUCCACAUGCAGACGGGCACCCCGCCCUGGGUGAAGCGCUACCCUCGCUCAGCCUAUCCCUCCUACCUGUACAUAAUCCACAAGCAAGCGCCUCCACUAGAAGACAUUGCAGAUGACUGCAGUCCAGGGAUGAGAGAGCUGAUAGAAGCUGCGCUGGAGAGAAACCCCAAUCACCGCCCAAGAGCCGCAGACCUACUAAAACAUGAGGCCCUGAACCCGCCCAGAGAGGAUCAGCCACGCUGUCAGAGUCUGGACUCUGCCCUCUUUGAGCGCAAGAGGCUGCUGAGUAGGAAGGAGCUGGAACUUCCUGAGAACAUUGCUGAUUCUUCAUGCACAGGAAGCACUGAGGAAUCUGAGAUGCUCAAGAGACAACGCUCUCUCUACAUAGACCUCGGCGCUCUGGCUGGCUACUUCAAUCUUGUUCGGGGACCACCAACACUUGAAUAUGGCUGAAGUGGCAUGUUUUGGCAUGCCACUUCAAAAAACAUGUCAUGUUUGCUCUAAAUUAAGAUAGCGUUGAUCUCCUUGGGGGCUGGUUCUGCUGCCUUGACACAGGGGCCCUGGACAGUGAAUGGUGCCAGUUUUGAAGGAGCAGUGUGACCUCCCGUGACCCAUGAAUGUGCCUCCAAGUGGCUCCUGUGUGUUUGACUUGUGAAGCUAUCUGAUAACGCACCAGGUCUCAAGGUUCUCAUUUCUCAGGUGAUGUGAUUCUAAGGAAGGAAUUUGAGAGUUCACAGAAGGAUCGUGUCCGCUGACUGUUCCAUUCACUGUGCACUUUGCUCAAAAUUUUAAAAAUACCCAUCACGAGGAUAACAGAGUAGCCUAAAAUUACUAUUCUUGGUUCUUAUUUAAUUAUGGAAUCUUCAUUUUACUCAGAAUAGUUGUUUUGUGUAUAUUGGUGUAUAUUAUAUAACUCUUUGAGCCUUUAUUGGUAAAUUCUGGUAUACAUUGAAUUCAUUAUAAUUUAGGUGAAUAGAACAACUUGAAUAUCGUAGCAAUAAGCUGGACUAGUGUCUUAAAAAUGGCUAACUGAUGAAUUAGAAGCCAUCUGACAGCAGGCCACUAGUGACGGUUUCUUUUGUGUUCCUAUGGAAACAUUUUGUACUGUACAUGCUAUGCUUAAGACAUUCAAAACAUGAUGUUUUGAAUGUGGAUACAACUGUGUAAACCACAUAAUUUUUGUACAUCCCAAAGGAUGAGAAUGAGAAGAAAAAUGAACACUUUUGUAAAUUAUUGAUGAUGCUCCUUUUGUAAUUCUUAUGACUCAAUUUUCUUUUAAGCAUUUGUAUAUUAAAAUAGCAUACUGUGUAUGUAUUAUAUCAAAUGCCUUCAUAAAUCUUUCAUAUAUGUGUGUAUAUAUAUGUAUUUGUAACAUUGUAAAGUAUGUGAGUAGUCUUAAGUAAAGUGUGUUUUACAUUAUGCAAAUAAAACCCAACACUUUUGUCCAAUGUGACUGGUCAAAUCAACUGAAUAAAUUCAGUAUUUUGCCUUA
Molecule: messenger RNA, 4050 nt
Organism: Macaca mulatta (Rhesus monkey)
Lineage: Eukaryota; Metazoa; Chordata; Mammalia; Primates; Cercopithecidae
Gene: MAP3K8
Product: mitogen-activated protein kinase kinase kinase 8
Biological process (GO): protein phosphorylation; signal transduction
Cellular component (GO): cytoplasm
Molecular function (GO): magnesium ion binding; ATP binding; MAP kinase kinase kinase activity
Source: RefSeq, a predicted model, not a curated record